GUGUUACCUAUUAUGUUAAGCAUGUCUUAAUUGAACACUGGGGCAUGCUCCCAUUACAACCAUGCCUACCUUGUUGUUUCUCCCUACCGAGUUGUUGAUCAAGGUUAUCAGGGAUAUCGACCACCAGGAUCCUGAAGUACCAGCCCCUGUACUGGCCGUUCGGUUGGCAUGCCGUAAAUUCCGGGAUAUCUGCUGGAUGCCCGAGACGUUCCCCAACAUGUUCUUCCAGAAUAUUAUAUUCAUGUUGUCAUACGAUAGCUUAAAGGAGCUCAUCGAUAUUUCCGCCACCCAAUUCUCAGACCUACCGUGACCCACCUUCAGAUUGCUGUCACUCGUCUUGAAGUCGAUACUGGUGUUGUGCGCGAUAUUCCUGAAGAUCAAAUCUUCCGUUCGUACAGUGGUGAAGAUGUGUUGCUGUUGACACAGGCUCUGUCCGGGCU
Messenger RNA from Eremomyces bilateralis CBS 781.70, 440 nucleotides. RefSeq lists its product as uncharacterized. Gene Ontology annotation, molecular function: protein binding. The transcript has a single exon. Bases 62 to 310 code for a protein of 82 amino acids. The record is from RefSeq and is a predicted model, not a curated record. NCBI's taxonomy places the organism in Eukaryota, Fungi, Ascomycota, Dothideomycetes, Eremomycetales, Eremomycetaceae.